CCUCCGACGACAUCGUGCUUUGUCAACAUCAUCGCAUGACCUGUGACACACGAUUUCUUACAACGCCGCUUGCUGUAGCCUGGCAACAUUUCAUAUCCUGACUUCGUGCCUCUUGCAGGCCAAAUGGCAGCCAAUUGCCCCGCGAUAAGCCGAUCGUCCUGGGAGACAUUGUUUAACGCGACAGAAAUACUCCAUCAGCGAUGGGAAGAUAGCCCUGAAGACAAUCGGAAGAGGCUAGAGCUCUGCUGGGGCUAUAAUGAUUGUGGAGAUUGCCAUCGCAGCAAAGGCCAUUGCGGAUGGUGUGCAAUCUCAAACACAUGUCUACCGCUACCCAUGGAUCCCUUGUCUCGUGCUUUCCCUCUCCUCUCUCCGAUCCGGUACAAAUUCAUAUGCGCAACUGGUCCCGAGCGCUUCGAAUUACGUACCAGCGGUCUCGGAUGCCAAGUCUCCACCAUCACUUUUCUAACGUCCGUCGUCACCAUCUUCUGCACACUGUUCGGUGUUCUGGUCAUCUAUCUUCUUUUUCGCACAGCUGAGAGGAUCAGCUUCACCCUGAAAGCGAGGAAAGGUGGCUGGGUGGUUUAUGCUGAUGGUAGGGAGGAUAUUUGGGUCAGGAAGAGCGAAGGCUUGGGGAGGUGGUGGAGACAAGUCAUUGGACGACCCAAAGAACAUGAAGUUCUCGAAGUCGAUGGAGGGACACGGGGAAGAAGUUGGAGGGCCUGGAUGAGAAGGUCGAGGGACCGCGAAGGCAGAAAUGCAAUUAGCGAGAACCGUCCGUUACUUGGUUGAAAGCCCUUCUUGUGGUCCCGGCCCUGCUCCCCCGAACAACGUUCAAUAAGAGAAAAUUGAAGGUUCAUUGCGUAUCGUACGGUGCCUGUUGCUCCGGUCACCGCUGGCUUUUUCUCGCUUAGCCAACUUCGCCUGCUGUGCUCAAAUAUCCGUCUCCUCCGCGAUGUGAAUCGAACCUGCACCCACUUUGGACACAUACUUCGCUGAGAGCGAGCUUUACGUCCUGGACUCUCCAUUUCAGCCUGGCUUGGUCCUGGC
Messenger RNA from Paraphaeosphaeria sporulosa, 1047 nucleotides. RefSeq lists its product as uncharacterized. NCBI's taxonomy places the organism in Eukaryota, Fungi, Ascomycota, Dothideomycetes, Pleosporales, Didymosphaeriaceae. Bases 124 to 789 code for a protein of 221 amino acids. The transcript has 2 exons. The record is from RefSeq and is a predicted model, not a curated record.